Microdochium trichocladiopsis is the source of this 1137-nucleotide messenger RNA. RefSeq lists its product as uncharacterized. NCBI's taxonomy places the organism in Eukaryota, Fungi, Ascomycota, Sordariomycetes, Xylariales, Microdochiaceae. The record is from RefSeq and is a predicted model, not a curated record. Bases 1 to 1137 code for a protein of 378 amino acids. The transcript has 3 exons. Gene Ontology annotation, molecular function: protein binding.
AUGGGCUGCUGCUUCUCUAGGCCGGCAGGGCCCAAUGCGCCCUACCCCGGCGGCGCGACCUCGCCCUCUGCGCGCGCAAUCAACUCGCAGCCCGCGCUCCACGCCGUGCCGACCGACGACAGCAGUGCCGGCUCUCGACGAGCAGCGGCAGCUGCUGGUGCAACGGCAUCAUCAUCAUCUCCAGCCUCGCCUACCACCUCGGCCCACCACCGGCCCCGUCGGCGACGGCACCACCACCACGACAACGAACCGCCGCUGUCACAGCACAUUGACAAGCCCCUGCGCCUGCACCAAUGGGCCGCGACGGACCGGCCGUGGACGCGCACCGCGCUCGACACGGAGCGGACCGAGUUCUUCGACACCCGGGUCACGGGCCGGCCGGAGGUUUGGCAGGUGAUCAAGGUGGCGCUCGAGGUCCUGUGGGACGCUGACCGGGCGAAGCGCAAGGCGGAAAGGACGCGGCAGCAACAGCACAGCCAGCACGCCACGGCGUCGGCGGCCCCCGGGGGACAACACGCACAAACAGGGGAUGGCGCAGCGGAGGAGGAAGACACCAGGAGUAAAUCCCAGGACGAGACCACGGUGGAAGCGCUCGCGACCGCGCAGGGCAUCCUCAAGGCCGCAGAAGUCACCCUGCCGACCGGGAACCUGGCCAACGGCGUCUAUGAUUCACUCGGAAACUACUACCCUCUUUCAGAGUGGAUUGUCUGCGACCCGGUAAACGUGGCGGAGGACAGCGGCAGCAGCGGCGAUGCUGCUGCUGCAGGAAAGUCCAGCAAGCACGGCGGUGGCGGUGGCGGUGGCGGCAACAACGGGGAGGAAAACCCCAGUUCGGACGUGGACGAGGAAGAGGCCGCGCGCCGCCGGGAGGAGAAGGGUAAAGGGGUCGCUGUGGUUAAGGACUUGGUUCCGGUACGGGCAAGGUUGAGCGAGAGCGGGCGCGAUCUCGUGAUCCGCGUCGGCAUGAGCGAAACCGUGCGCAGCCUCGCGCGUAAGAUUACCGAGGAAUCAAGCUUACCCUCAAACAAGCGCAUCCGAGUUGCCUACAUGGGCAAGAUCCUGAGCGAGAACACGCCCCUCGAGGACCAGGGCUGGCAGAAGGGCCAUAUUGUUAAUGCCUUUGUUUUUAAUCGUUGA